AUGAGGCGGUUUUUCCGAGCACACCGGGACGAGGACUUCAGUCAGAUCCAGUAUCUGACGGCCAAGUGCACCCGCCUAGCUCAUGACAAAGCGGUGUUGGACAGAGAGUUUCUGGUUUCCCGAGAGAGGGAGAGAAGGCUGCAGAAUGAUCUGGAAGCUGUGACCGCCCGACUCCUCGAGCAAGACCAGCUCAAUAUUGAACUCAGGAUGAACCAGACCCAACUCAUCAGCAGGAUCCAGCAGCAGCAGGACCUUUUGAACCUGCUUCGGCAGCGUGUGGUCCUGCUAGUGGAGGCGAGCUCCCGGGAUGCAGAGGUACUGCGGCAGGUGGGCGCAGAGCUGCUUUGCCUGCAGAGCUCUGAGGUGAAGCUGGAGAGCCUGAUGGAGGAGCUGCAGGCUGAGGCCCAACACAGAACUGAGGUGGCAGAAAAUCUCCAGACAGAGCUGUACGCUGAGGCCCAGCACAGAGCUGCACUCACUGAGAGCCUCCACGCAGAGCUGCGCAGUAAGACAGUGGAGCUGGAAAAGCUAGAAGAAACUAACAGGAUGCUGACAGAAGAGCUGACGGAUCUCCGCAGAACUUAUCAGAAGGAGGUGAGAGAACUGCAGCAGGAAAAUGAGGGAAGCCUGAGGAAACUUCAGGAGACGGCAGAGCAGUUCGAGUGGCUUUGUCAGCAACAGCGUUACUGGAUGUCUUGUGUGAAGAGGUUCAAAGACUGCCUCAUGGAGGAGAGAGAAGCUCUGCUGCGACAGGUCAGCAGGUUGGAAAAGAAAGCUGAGAAACUAAAGCGUUCACACGACGGCAGUCCAACACGGAGACUUGUCUGCCCCCUUCAGGACGCCGAGAGCUGUGAAAGCAGUAUAACAUCAUGGGAGGCAGACACAGUGACCAACCUGGAGUCUCAGGUGGAGAAGUCAAACGUGCUGUGCGAAGAGCUCCUCUACCAGGCAGGGAGCCCUAUCAACGGAUACCAAAAACCUCCAUGAGGACAGAAGCCUGGAUGUCUUUGCUUUCUUUUCUCACCUUCUGCAAGCCAGGAGAUGCAAUGUUUUAUGUGUUUGUGGUUAGCUUACCUUCCAGUCAUUGUUUUGAAAAACCAAACACCCUUGGAAAAACACACCCGUGAAACCACACACGCAUUGUUUUGUU
Messenger RNA from Pelmatolapia mariae (spotted tilapia), 1150 nucleotides. Its product is annotated as centrosomal protein of 63 kDa. Lineage: Eukaryota; Metazoa; Chordata; Actinopteri; Cichliformes; Cichlidae. The coding region runs from base 1 to 987 and encodes 328 amino acids. The record is from RefSeq and is a predicted model, not a curated record. The transcript has 8 exons.